Messenger RNA from Pristis pectinata (smalltooth sawfish), 1146 nucleotides. RefSeq names its product somatostatin receptor type 1-like. Bases 1 to 1146 code for a protein of 381 amino acids. The transcript has a single exon. NCBI's taxonomy places the organism in Eukaryota, Metazoa, Chordata, Chondrichthyes, Rhinopristiformes, Pristidae. The record is from RefSeq and is a predicted model, not a curated record. Gene Ontology annotation, molecular function: neuropeptide binding; somatostatin receptor activity. Gene Ontology annotation, cellular component: neuron projection; membrane. Gene Ontology annotation, biological process: neuropeptide signaling pathway; cellular response to glucocorticoid stimulus.
AUGAGCACGCGUAGUUUUCAGUUACCUUCCGACCGGGACACCACAGUCCAGGUGGGCUUUUGGAACGGCUCCAGCGACCAGUUGGAUGUUGUUACGGAUUUCCCCUCCAACUACUCGUUCGGCGCUGACGAGGAAGAAAGGGAUGCCAGGAUGGUGGUGAUCCAAUUCAUUUAUGCCAUCGUGUGCUUGGUGGGACUCAUCGGCAACUCCAUGGUUAUUUUCGUCAUCCUGAGGUACGCCAAGAUGAAGACGGCCACCAACAUCUACAUCCUGAACCUGGCGAUAGCAGACGAGCUCUUCAUGCUGAGCGUUCCCUUCCUCUCCGCCUCGGCUGCCUUACAACGUUGGCCCUUCGGCUCGCUCAUGUGCCGCACCGUCCUCAGCGUGGAUGGCAUCAACCAGUUCACCAGCGUGUUCUGCCUGACCGUGCUCAGCGUGGACAGGUACGUGGCGGUUGUCCACCCCAUCAAGGCAGCGAGGUACAGGAGACCCACCAUCGCCAAGAUCAUCAACAUCUGUGUCUGGAUCUUCUCCCUCAUUGUGAUCUUGCCCAUCAUUAUAUUCGCGGGCACGACGCCCAGCGAGGACGGCGGCGUCCACUGUAACUUUCUCUGGCCCCAGCCUUCCUGGUCGGUGGCUUUUGUCAUCUACACCUUUCUGCUGGGUUUCCUGAUCCCCGUCGUCGCCAUCUGCCUCUGCUACAUCCUGAUCAUCGUGAAGAUGAGAGUAGUUGCCCUGAAGGCUGGCUGGCAGCAACGCCGACGGUCCGAGAAGAAGAUAACCCGCAUGGUGUUGAUGGUGGUAACUGUCUUCGUUAUCUGCUGGAUGCCCUUCUACGUUUUACAGCUGGCCAAUAUUUUUCUCUCCCUCAACACCACGGUCACCCAGUUGUGCCUUAUACUCAGCUACGCCAACAGCUGCGCAAACCCAAUCCUCUAUGGCUUUCUAUCUGACAAUUUUAAGAGAUCCUUCCAGAGGAUUUUGUGCUUCCGUUGGCUAGAGAACGGUACCGAGGAACCAGUGGACUAUUACGCCACUGCCCUGAAGAGCAGAGUGUGUGGUCCCCUCGAAUUUCAGCCGGGUAACGCCGCUUCUGACCCCGUGUACAGGAAUGGUACUUGCACUUCAAGAAUGACCACAUUGUGA